AAUGUUUUAUUCGUAAUUAAAAAAUUGUGAAGUUAAGAUGACGUUAAUGAAAUCCCGAUCGGCAUGCAAUAUGUUAUCGUUAUUUGAUUAUUUGACUAUCAAGUAUCAGAAAUCAUUGUUAACUUUUUCAGCUAUCAAGUAUCAGAAAAUGCAGAAGAAUUACUUUGAAUCUCAUUGCUCUUAACAACUUAUAGCAGCAACAUGAUGGUCAGAAAAAUACACACAUUUCAAACUUUAUUAAAAGAAACACCAAAAAACCUUAAGGGUAAGAAACUUAGUUCCCAAAAUUGGAUUGUACGACAGUUAAAGGAUCCAUAUGUAGAAAAGGCGAAGCAAUACAGUUACAGAUGUCGCAGUGCCUUCAAACUUUUAGAAUUAAACGAAAGACACAAAAUAUUUACUCCUGGCUUGAAUGUAGUCGACUGCGGUGCAGCUCCUGGUAGUUGGACUCAAGUUGCUGUUCGAUUGACCAAUGCAGAUGGCAAAAUGAUGGACAAACAACUGGGCAAAGUGGUCGCCAUUGACAAGCUGCCUAUACAUCCGAUUGAGGGAGCAAUAACUCUGGGAAGUAUGGACUUCACAAGUGAUCUAGCCCAAGAAAAUUUGAAAGCAGCUUUGGAAGGGAAGUUUGCUGAUCUUGUAAUGUCCGAUAUGGCGCCUAAUUCUGUGGGUAUGAGGCAAUUAGAUCAUGAAAAAAUUAUAAAACUUGCUUAUUCAGCACUGAAGUUUGCUAUUACUGUAUCUCGUAAUGGUGCCACUUUUAUAGUUAAAGUAUGGGAUGGGAAUAUGGCAAAUGAAUUGGAAGCGAAUAUUAAAAAAUACUAUAGGAAUGUGAAAAUAGCCAGGCCUGAUGCUACUAGAGAUGAGUCAUCUGAAAAGUUUAUUCUUGCUCAAGGCUUUAAGGGAAUCAAGGCUCACUCUUAAUCUCUUUCUCUGAUGCUCUUGUACAUGUGUGCAAACAAAAAUUAUCCCUCUGCUCUUUAGUGUUGUUUAUUGAUUUUUUUUUAUUUUUUACAAAUAAUUGUGGUAACAUUGUGGUUUGUAUGCGAAUUGUCAUGGGUGAUUGGUUUUAUUGUUUCAUCAUGGAUGAAGCUUUGUAAUGGACGAAAAAUUUAGUUUCUUCAAGUUUAUCAUUGAAAUAGGCGUUUGACUAAGGUACAUGUGUGACGUGAUCGAUCACAUCUUAAAUUUCUUUUACUUGUGCGCCUAUUAAUAACCUAGUAAUAACUUAAUUUUCAGUGCGGGGGCUAUAUAUUAUUUUAUCAAUCAACCAACACUAAAUAUUAAAUUGGUCGACGUGCCGUUUAAAGCGUUUACUGUCUAAUUCAAUCUCAUAAUGCAAGUCGCCUAUUUUGUGUGUAAUGAGUCCAGGUAUCCAUUUAUCCAGUAGGGACCGUAUCCUCUGUCCAGUUUCGAUACUCUUCGUCUGGAACUUGCUGGUUUGCCGCUGCAUCAGUAGCUGUUCGUGCUGCCUCUGCCGUACGGUACUGCAGGAACCAUGUCGCUCUAGGGUUGGCUCGCACGAAUCCCGCCUCAUGCUCCCAGAUAUAAUCGAGGCACCGAUUGAAAACCUCGUUAGCUUGUUGACGAGCGAGUACCUUAUCCUGCGGAACAACGGGAGAUAAUAACUCACCGAUAGUCAGGGCCUCCGGAUAUAUUACUUCUCACUUCACUGAAGUUGUAAACGAUCCCGAUGAACAUGAUGGCCUCACAUUCGCUUUUCCUGAAAAAGGAGUGUAUGACUUUAUCGCUAAACACGAUACCCCCGAA
Messenger RNA from Copidosoma floridanum, 1770 nucleotides. It is a transcript of the gene Mrm2, whose product is annotated as Mitochondrial rRNA methyltransferase 2. Gene Ontology annotation, molecular function: rRNA (uridine-2'-O-ribose)-methyltransferase activity. Gene Ontology annotation, cellular component: mitochondrion. The record is from RefSeq and is a predicted model, not a curated record. Lineage: Eukaryota; Metazoa; Arthropoda; Insecta; Hymenoptera; Encyrtidae. Gene Ontology annotation, biological process: RNA methylation.